UGAAGUGUGCUUGUUGUCCUUGGUGAGCUGUUCCCCUCAAAGAAUUGCCUUGCCAGCCUGUGUGGUUGGUGUAAGCGACUCUGCAAGAGAAGGACGAGGAGGCGUCGGCGGGAUGCUGGAGGUCCUGGUGCUAAAGAUUGAAGAUCCAGGUUGCUUUUGGGUAAUUAUAAAAGAAUGUCGUCAAUUUUUAGAACAAGAAGUCGACUAUCAAAAACUGAACAGUGCUAUGAAUGACUUCUAUAGCAGCAUGUGUCAAGACAUAGAAAUAAAGCCGUUAAUGCUGGAAGAAGGGCAGGUGUGUGUGGUAUACUGUCAGGAGCUGAAGUGCUGGUGCAGGGCUGUGAUUAAGUCAAUCGUCUCUUCCGCAGACCAUUACCUGGCAGAGUGUUUCCUUGUGGAUUUUGCCAAGUGCAUUCCAGUAAAAUCCAAAAACAUCCGAGUCGCAGUAGAAUCCUUUAUGCAGCUUCCUUAUAGAGCAAAAAAGUUCAGACUUUAUUGUACCAAGCCUGUGACAUUGCACAUCGACUUCUGUGAGGACAGUGCUGAGAUUAUACCUGCCACAAAAUGGGACAGUGCAGCUAUCCAGUACUUUCAGAACAUUCUAAGAGAAACUACCCAAGUGGAAGCAAAACUUUGUGCUGUGGAAGAAGAUACCUUUGAGGUUUACCUUUAUGCAACAAUAAAAAAUGAAAAAGUUUGUGUAAAUGAUGAUCUGGUCGCAAAGAACUUUGCUUAUUAUGUGUCACCCAUGGGGAAUAAAAACCUCAAUAUGUUGGAGAAGCCCAGAUCCAGUCUCAAUUCGGUGCCCUGCUCCAGUAAGCUCAGCCCAUCACUUACUCUGUGGCCAAUGCUUUUGCAAGGGAAAGACCAUCGUGGAAUGGAAAAUAAAGCUAUAAAAUACAAGGAUUCCUUGAGAGACUCACCUAAAGUUCUGUUUGAGAAGAAGCAGCAAUGCCCCCCUUUAAAACACAUGAACGAGUGUAUUGAAUCUUCAGCAUACUGGCCAACAAAAAGAGGCAUAACUAUAUAUGCUGAUCCAGAUAUUCCAGCAGCAAGUGGGUUUAGCCAGAAACCAAAUGAGAAGCUGCUGCGGUUGACGGAGAAGAAAGACUGUGAUGAGAAGAAUGGCUGUGUGAAAUUACUACAGUUUUUAAACCCUGAUCCUUUGAGAGCUGAUGAGAUCUCUGACCUGCAGCAGUUGCAGAAGGUGAAGUUGGGCACACUACAGCCUGGUGUGGUACUCCGGAACAGGAUCGAGCCCUGUCUGACCCUGGAGAAAUCCCCUCUAUCAGCAGACCUGAAGAAGGCUCUUCAAAGAAACAAGUUCCCGGGACCCAGCCACACUGCAUCUUACUCUUGGCCUCCUAUUGCACGUGGCUGUGACGUGGUGGUCAUUUCUCACUGUGGAAAUGACCCUUUAUUGUACCUGCCACCGCUGCUUACGGUUUUGCAGAUGGGGGGCUGCUACAAGUCAUUACCAAGUAGAAAUGGACCUCUUGCAGUCAUCGUGUGUCCUGGGUGGAAAAAGGCCCAGUUUAUUUUUGAGUUAUUGGGAGACUAUAGCAUGUCCUCCAGGCCUCUUCAUCCUGUGUUAUUAACAAUUGGACUUUACAAAGAUGAAGCCAAAAACAUGAAGCUUCCAAGGGGGUGUGAUGUGAUUGUCACAACUCCACACAGCCUCUUGAGACUUCUCACGUACAGAAGCUUAUUGUUUCUUAGACUCUGCCACCUGGUUCUGGAUGAAGUGCAAGUGUUGUUCUUUGAAGCCAAUGAGCAAAUGUUUGCCAUAUUAGAUAACUUUAAAAAAAACGUUGAAGUGGAAGACCGGGAGUCUGCACCACACCAGAUUGUGGCAGUGGGUGUUCACUGGAACAGACACAUAGACCAUCUAGUCAGAGAGUUCAUGAAGGAUCCCUACGUCGUGAUCACCGCCCUGGAGGAGGCUGCCCUCUAUGGCAAUGUCCAGCAGGUGGUGCAUUUGUGCCUGGAGUGUGAGAAAACCUCUACUUUACUCCAAGUUCUUGACUUUGUUCCAAGUCAGGCUCAGAAGACCUUGAUCUUCACCUGCUCUGUGGCUGAAACAGAAACUGUAUGUAAGGUAGUGGAAAGCAAUUCAAUAUUUUGCUUGAAAAUGCAUAAAGAGAUGUCUUUUAACUUAAAAAGUAUUUUAGAACAGUGGAAGAAGAAGUUAAGUCCUGGCUCUCACAUUGUAUUAACCUUAACAGACGACUGCAUACCCCUCCUGGCCAUCACCGAUGCCACCUGUGUAGUUCACUUCAGCUUUCCUUCUUCUCCGAAAGUGUUUGGUGGACGCCUGUACUGCAUGUCUGAUCAUUUUCAGAGUGUAACUGAACAGGGCUCUCCUGCAGAGCAGGGAGAUAAAAAAACCAAAUCUGUCUUGUUGCUGACGGAGAGAAAUGCAAGCCAAGCCGUUGGUGUCCUACGAUACUUGGAGCGAGCAGAUGCCAAAAUCCCAUCAGAGCUGUAUGAGUUUACUGCUGGGGUCCUGGAAGCCAAAGAAGAUAAGAAGGCCAGAAGACCUCUUUGUUCAUAUCUUAAGGCUUUUGGCUUUUGCAAAGACAAAAGGAUCUGCCCUGACCGGCACCACAUUAAUCCAGAAAUGGAUAUCCCAAGGAAUUUAUCCAACGAAGCUCUGCCAGUGUCUGGACACGUUAGGAUAAUACCUUUUUACGUUUCAAAUGCAACCAAUUACUUUGGUCGUAUAAUUGAUAAACACUUGGAUCUUUAUGCAACUCUCAAUGCGGAAAUGAGUGAAUAUUUUAAGGAUCCCGGUAACAAAACAGCUGUUGAAAAGGUGGAGAGUUUGGGGUUGUAUGGAUUAGAAGAGAAAACACUUUUCCAGAGGGUUCAAGUGUUGGAGGUGAGCCAGAAGGAAGAUAACUGGGGUUUGGGGAGUGUCUUGGUGAAAUUCAUAGAUGAAGGCAGGACCAAGCUCAUCGCAAGAGACAAGCUGCUGCUGCUCCCAGAGAAGUUCCACACUCUGCCCCCUCAGGCUGUGGAAUUCAUUGUUUGUAGGGUGAAACCAGCUGACAGUGAAAUUGAAUGGAACCCAAAGGUUACUAGAUACAUUCAUCAUAAGAUUGUUGGGAAAAUGCAUGAUGCCAAAGUGGUUCUAGCCUUGGGAAAUACCCUUUGGAUUGAUCCAAUGGUGCAUGUUACAAAACUAUCAAAUCUAAAAACCUCUAUCAUUGAUUAUAAUGUUCGAGCUGAAAUUUUGUCCAUGGGAAUGGGUAUUGAUAAUUCAGAACACAUAGAACAACUGAAAAAACUAUGCAAAGAAGCCAAACUGCCAGCUUUCGAGGACCUUCCGGGCCAGACUUCGACACCUACCACAGUGGAAGAUGCCAUGUGUCUGCAGGGCACUCAGCAAGGAGAUGGAGACACAGAAAAAAGUGCUGCUUCCAAGGUGGACUUGGACACCCAGAAGGCUGAAGUUUUAUCUGAGGACACUGGCAGUGACUCCAUCAGCAGAACUCCACAACCACAUGUGAGAAGCUUUUAUCCACAGAUAAAGUGGUUCCAGAAAGAUGAUGUGGUCAUCUUAAAGAUAAAGAUAAGGAAUGUCAAAGAUUAUAAGUGUAAAUUCUUUACAGAUAGAGUCAUUUUCAGUGCCUGGGUAGGAGACAAGUUUUACUUGGCUGAUAUGGAGCUGCAAGGUGACAUAAGGAAAGAUGACUGCAAGUGUGUAAUUAAAGACGAUGAACCUCUAAUCACACUUGCAAAAGAGAAAAGGGCACGCUGGCGCGGCCUGCUCAAGCAGAGGCAUCCUAAUGUGGCUUUUGACUUUGAUCACUGGGAGGAAUGUGAAGAGGACAGCCCCUUCUCCAAGGUUGUAAAUUCUAAAAACCUGUCCUGCAAAGCGGCAGUGUUAGCUGAGAGCAGCGGCACCUCUUCCGACACUAGUGAUGGGAGUGACAGCGAGUGA
Molecule: messenger RNA, 3946 nt
Organism: Chionomys nivalis (European snow vole)
Lineage: Eukaryota; Metazoa; Chordata; Mammalia; Rodentia; Cricetidae
Gene: Tdrd12
Product: tudor domain containing 12
Exons: 31
Coding region: 113-3946 (1277 amino acids)
Biological process (GO): transposable element silencing; germ-line stem cell division
Molecular function (GO): nucleic acid binding; ATP binding
Source: RefSeq, a predicted model, not a curated record